UUGUAUGUUUUAAGAGGACAUGGCUCCACCCCAGACUCGGUCCCUGAUGUCAAAGAAAAGGACCUGUCCAACUGAUGAAUCCUCCCAGACACAGGAGGUCCAGGUUGUUCCCCUUCCAAAGGUAUUUAGGACUUGAAGAGAGCUUCUAAUGAUAUUACAUUUAAACAAACUGACAAGUCAGACUUUUUCUUUAAUUAUUAGGAUGCAGAAGGAGAUAUUAAAGAAGCCGAUAAGAUGCUGCAGCAGACUGAUCUCCAAGAAAGUGCAGCAGUCCCAAAUAUACAGCAUGAGGGAGAGGAGCCGUCCAGUCUCUCAAAAGCAGAUGAAAGCAACUCAGAAGAGGUAGAUGCCACAGGCGUCUCAAAUAAUGGGAAAGAAGAGACCACUGUCUGUGAUCCCAGCCAUCGUUUUGAGCUGGAGACCUGCUGCGUACAAACUAACGAUUGUACCAACGGAAAUAAAACAGGUUCAGGAGAAUGUAGUAGAUCGCCAGGCCAACCCCAGAUAUUUGUGCCCACCGCUGAAGACGACAGAAAACCCGACUGCGAUGUUUUGGAGAAGCAAGUGGUCGGAGAGGAACGCUCCAACUUGAAGAGAAGUCAAGACACCAACGACAAUAAGCCCAGCUGCGGCACGGCGGACGUCAAGGAGUCGGCGGCGGGUUUACCGGCCAAGAAGAAGCGAAGGAUGGGCAUGUGUGGUCUGACAGAGAAGGAACGGAGUCACAUUCUACAGGCACAGCAGCGGGAGAGUGUGGAGGAGGGAGCAGGGAGUGCAGGAAAAGCCGUAUGUGAUGAAACCGCUGAGCCUUUAGCUUCAGAGGACGAUGUCCCCCCAAACCAUUUACACUCCACACCUCCUCAUGCCUCAGCAGAUGUCAGAGAGGAAAGGGAGGAAGAGCCUCAGCCUGAUGAUCACCAAGCUGAAACCGAAGUCCACAGUUCUGUGACCGACACGGACGGAACCGGCACCACAAGUAAUCCAGGAUGUUCAGAGGAAAGAGAUUCUGAGGCUAAAGACGGAUCUCUGACUGAUCCAGAACUAAAUGGCAACACAGAACCAAUUCAACUCGCACAGGAAGGGGAAGAGAAACAUCUGGAGAACCUGCAGCCACCAAAAGUCAAGGACGUCGCUCUAGUGCCUGAAAUCCAAACCAAAUCAGAGGAAGAUUUGUCACCAAGAGAACAAACGAAUUCUCUCCACUCUUUCAUUGCAAAGCAGCAGGAGGAAAGUGAUGCUGACGCGGCUCAUCCACAGAGGUGCAGUGUGAACGGGACAGCAGAUGAAAGCAAACUGGAGGUGACUGAUGGGAAUGGUGGUGGUGAAGAAGGAGCUUCCUCUGCAGCGACUCAAUCUGCAGAAUUAAACUGUGAGGCUUCACUGGCUCCCACUGCCCAAGAGAUGAGUAACAGCUGUGAUCCGAAUGAUGAUGAUGAUGCUGCUGGUCCCUCUGUCGUCCACACUGAGCGCGCUCCAUCCAGGAACCCGGAGGACUCGUCGGGCUCUGGAGUCUUAGAUUAUGUGUCGGACUCGCAGCUCAACACCAUUGCUCUCAUUGAGGAAAUGAAGGAAGGACCUGAUCCAUCGGGUCAUCUUGAAGAUGCCACAGAGCUGAUCUGUGGACUGAUCAGAGAACUCUCUUCUCUGAACCGAAAGGUUAUGGUCGCCCAUCGAGAACUGGAGAACCUGCGGCGUAAACCUUCAAGAAGCUCUGUACGUUAAAGACUGUUUUCCAGACGAUUUUGUUCUCAUGUUUUUCUCUUGUUUAGAGUUCCUUGGUAAAGUACAAAAGACGACACAAAGUAUUUCCCUAGUUUUCCACAUUCUUCUGAAUGUUUGCUUUGGCUAUGUUGAUGAUCUAGUUCAUCCUCAAUAAAUCUAUGAGAUUCAUACGACCAGAAUCUAUUCUUAACCUAGGAGGACCGAUGAGCUGCUUUUAGGUAUUUUAAUGUUACAACAAUUUAAUCAGUCUCAAUGGCUAAAUUUACCAGUCUGCUAUUAAUUAAAAUAUCUGGUUGAAGGAU
Molecule: messenger RNA, 2024 nt
Organism: Xiphophorus hellerii (green swordtail)
Lineage: Eukaryota; Metazoa; Chordata; Actinopteri; Cyprinodontiformes; Poeciliidae
Exons: 5
Coding region: 235-1722 (495 amino acids)
Biological process (GO): double-strand break repair involved in meiotic recombination
Source: RefSeq, a predicted model, not a curated record